AUGAUGCCUUCACGUCGUAUUAUGCCUCAGAAUCAAGUCUUCGCAAGUGGACCGCCUACAAGGAUGUUGUUGCCUGUACCAGGACAAAGAGGGAGUGUGACUGUUAAUGUGCCAAGAUCUAGCGAUAUUCUUUACAUACAGCGUUUGUCUCGUGUAUCUGAUGAACAGCGACUGUUUUUGGAUUUUAAAAUUAAGUUUCAGACUGUCACUGAACGUUUUACAGGUAAGAUAAGUUUAUACGUACAUAAAAAACUUUUUAUGAUAAAAAGUAUUUUUGUGAAUUAGUCCUAGUUAAACUUCUUAUAAUUUUAAAUUAUUCUUUGCUAUUUUAAAUAAACUUUUUUCAUUUUAAAACUCCAAUUUCACCUAAUUCUCUUCCAGGUGCCACAUGCAGCAUUUGUUAUGAAGACACAAAAGCAGAGGCCAUCAAAUGCUUACACUGUAAGAAGUAUGUAGCUUGUGUGGAAUGUGGUGUAAAGUGGAUUCGAAGACAAGUGACUGAAGCAGCAUCACCAUCUUGUUCAUGCUGUCGAGGCGAUUGGAAGGAUUUAAAGAAAGGCGUUGUCAAAAACGUUCAGAAGCCUUUUAUGAGUUCAGAUAUUGUUUUCAAUUUAGUUGCAUGGUGCGCUGGCGCAACUCUAGGUGCAUUUAUAGGUAUUUUACUAAGAUUGAUAAUAAAAAUAUAUGUAUGAGUAGGAUAUGCAUUGACAGUUCAUUUGUACUCUAAUCUAUAGAGAUUCCACAAAACUUUUGGGGCGGGUAAUUUUGAAGAUAAUUUUAAAUAAUCCCAAAAAGCUAUAUUAUGUUAGGUCUUGUUAUACAUUUGACUCUUUUGUAGACGACAUACUAUCUUACACAAUGCGUGGGAUAUGGGUAGAGCUGGAAAUUAUAAGGUGCAUUUGGGGUAUGGGAAGGACAUGGGUCAAGGUAUUAUUAUUAGGUACCAGUUAUGUCGUUCAAGCAUGUAAUUCUGUGCCCCUGACUCCAAAAAUUUGCUUUGAGAGGGGUUCAGAUUUAUUUGAAUAAUCUUAUAUCAUUAAUAGAAAGAAAAGAUAGUGUAAGGUAUGAUAAAGUAAAUUCAGUUAGGGUAUUAUGGGAUAGUAUGCGUCAGGGUAUAGCAGAAAGAUAGAAACCUUUUUUUGUUGUCCAACAUUGCUUACCUCAAUUUUUCGCUAUUUUUGAUUUUUCGAAUUUAAAAAAGCCAUUUCACUCCAAUUGUUGUUUUGUCUGCAAAAUUACCGGUCGAGUUGUGUUCAGCACUUGAUUGAAUCAAAAUGGCAGAUGACCUUCCAUUACCCAAGUAUACGCCUUCGGAGACGUUUAUGGACAUUCCCAACUACUUGGCCUACAUUAUUGAAACGAAACAGAAUGUAAAUGAUGUUGAAGUAGAUAGUUUGGAACAAGUUGAAGUAAAAGUUGGACAGGUGAAGAACAAUUUUGAUGUCAACGUAGCCAAACCUCCAGGACAAUACGAACGUGAUGAAGUGGCCAACUUCAAUCAAGUGGCCAAUGUCAGAAGCUCUUCAACUCAAACGGAUGGCCUUCAAAAGUUCGAAGAGCUAACUCCAGCCGAGUACAUUGAGAAGCUAAGUGUUCAAACGGCAGUCGAGAGAGUGAGCUAUGUCAAUUUGGAGACGGGUGAAGAAAAGAGUGAUCCUUGUUAUUCUGCCAAGGAUUCUGACAGUUGGGAAGAUGUUAAGACCGCGCUUCUGAAGGCUGAUCUUGUUGCAGAUUCAGUGGAUGGUAAAGGGGCAAACGAUGGAUCAAGUGAAGCCUUGGGAACGGCACGGAAUCCAAGCUGCAGUGAUGUAAAGACGGCACGGAGUCUAGGUUACAGUGAUGUAAAGACGGCACGGAGUCUAGGUUACAGUGAUGUAAAGACGGCUCGGUCGUUAGAAGAUCUCCACGGUGCUCCAGACGGCGUACGAUACGAAGCUAUUGGAUUGAGGAAUGACGGCUUGACUCCAGCUGAAUAUAUUGAGACGUUGAAUGUGUUUAAAGCUGUGGACAAGAAUUCUCUUAAUACUAAGGUAGAUUCUGAAGGCAAAAACCAAAAUUCAAAAGCUGAAGGUCAGGAUUCUGGAGCCCAAAUUCAAGAUUCAAGACUUCAAAAUCAGGAUUCUGAGCAAGAUCUUCGUACUGCUGUUAGUGUAGGUACAGGAACAGCUCAAGAAUAUACUAUUAGUGAAGAUUUGCAGUAUGGUGCUGAUGGUACUAACUUAGAUUUGAAGGAAAAACGAAAUAUCGGAGCUCAAAGUCAUGAUUCAAGCCUUCAAAAUCAGGAUUCUGAGCAAGAUCUUCGUACUGCUGUUAGUGUAGGCACAGAAACAGAUCAUGAUUAUACUAGUGAAGAGAAUUUACAGUAUGGUGCUAGUGGUACUAACUUGAGCUUGAAGGAAAAUCAAAAUGCCGAGCAAGAUCUUCGUACUGCUGUUAGUGUAGGCACAGAAACAGCUCAAGAUUAUACUAGUGGAGAGAAUUUACAGUAUGGUGAUAAUGGUACUAACUUGAAUUUGAAAGAUAGCCUUCAAAAUCAAGCUUAUGAGCACGAUCUACAUACUGCUGUUAGCUUAGGUACAGUGACAGCUCAAGAAUUUACCAGCGAAGAAGACUUACAUACUCUUGUUAGCCGAAGCCUUCAGACAGCUGCACCACAACAGAAUGAUUCAGAUUUGGUAACUGGAAUCAGCGCACCAACUCACACGGCUCGAGAACCUGAAGGCGAUGAGGACUUGGUAAAGGCUUUGCUUGAAAGUGGCAUGGUUGAAGAAUUUGUGAGAUUUUUUAAUUAAAUAGGGUAGGGUAUGGUAAAGUAGAGCAGGGUAUUUUAGGGUAGGGUAAGGUAGCGAAGUGGGGUAGGGUAAGGUAACGUAGGGCUUUUAGGCUACGAUAAUCCUUAACUUUGAUUAUAUUUUUAGCAGGAUCACCGCGCCACUCCAGAACAAUUGCUCAAAACUCAUAGCAAGAGUGCCAUUUUGAAGGAGAUGCAACUAUUCAAUGCCAAUUCUAAUCCAGCCCCAUUCGUGCCUCUGACUUUUGAAGAAACCUUGGCCAAAUAUAGGAAACUCUGA
This is a messenger RNA of Bursaphelenchus okinawaensis, 3071 nucleotides long. The record is from the annotation of a GenBank genome assembly. NCBI's taxonomy places the organism in Eukaryota, Metazoa, Nematoda, Chromadorea, Rhabditida, Aphelenchoididae.